This is a messenger RNA of Brachypodium distachyon (stiff brome), 748 nucleotides long. Its product is annotated as histone H2A. The coding region runs from base 94 to 585 and encodes 163 amino acids. Gene Ontology annotation, cellular component: nucleosome. Gene Ontology annotation, molecular function: DNA binding; structural constituent of chromatin; protein heterodimerization activity. The record is from RefSeq and is a predicted model, not a curated record. Lineage: Eukaryota; Viridiplantae; Streptophyta; Magnoliopsida; Poales; Poaceae. The transcript has 2 exons.
GAAUUUCCCAUCACCCCCACAUCUCCAAAUCCCCAAUCUAGCAUCUCUCACCAAAUCAAUCUUCCCCGCCGCAAAGAGCGUUUGUUGGAAGCCAUGGAAGUCUCAAGCACCCCAGCCGGGAAGGGUAAGAAGGGAGCGGCCGGGAGGAAGGUCGGCGGCCCCAGGAAGAAGGCCGUGACGCGAUCCGUCAAGGCCGGGCUCCAGUUCCCCGUCGGCCGCGUCGGGCGACUCCUCAAGAAGGGCCGGUACGCCCAGCGCGUCGGCUCAGGCGCCCCCGUCUACCUCGCCGCCGUCCUCGAGUACCUCGCCGCUGAGGUGCUGGAGCUUGCCGGGAACGCCGCGAGGGACAACAAGAAGAGCCGCAUCAUCCCCCGCCACGUGUUGCUCGCCAUCAGGAACGACGAGGAGCUCGGAAAGCUGCUCGCCGGCGUCACCAUUGCCCACGGUGGCGUGCUGCCCAACAUUCACACCGUGCUUCUCCCUAAGAAGACCGCGGAGAAAGCCCCCAAGGAGGCUAAGGAGCCCAAGUCCCCGAAGAAAGCCGCCACCCCUAAGAAGGCAGCCAAGUCCCCUAAGAAGGCUUAGAUAGAUUCCAUGGCUUGGCUUAAGCUCUAGUUGUUCAUAGUGAGAUGUUGGUGUUCCUCUAGCUAUGUGGGGGUAAAGCCCGUGAUAUGUGUAACUGUGUUAAUGAAGAACAUCAGACAUCGUUCUGAUCUGCCUAGUUACCGUGUUCUCGCUGUUCUCUUCA